Strongylocentrotus purpuratus (purple sea urchin) is the source of this 1005-nucleotide messenger RNA. Its product is annotated as calcium-activated chloride channel regulator family member 3-like. The coding region runs from base 1 to 1005 and encodes 334 amino acids. The transcript has 4 exons. The record is from RefSeq and is a predicted model, not a curated record. Lineage: Eukaryota; Metazoa; Echinodermata; Echinoidea; Camarodonta; Strongylocentrotidae.
AUGGAGAAAAGGGUUAUUUAUACGAUUCUACUCUUGGAAAUAUUUCUUGUUGAAGUAGUAACGGGCCAGAAAAAUACCAUCAACUUAAACAAUGGAGCCUACUCGAAUCUACUCAUCGCAAUCGACAAGAAUGUAGCUGAGGAUCUCAACAUCAUCGACAACAUCAAACAUUCUCUCUCUCAGACGAUGUUUACAUCAGCAUCUGAGCGUCUCUACCUUGCCAGCAAGCAGCACGUCUACUGGAAGCACAUCAAGAUUUUGGUACCUAACACUUGGUCCAUCCAGAGCGGGUAUCAAUUUUCUCGAACCGAAACGCUGGAGUCGGCCAACAUUAUCCUGCACAACUUUCAUGAUGACGAGCCGUUUGUCGAUAACCUAGCAGGAUGUGGGAAAGAAGGAACUCUGAUGCACAUGACGCCGGGCUAUAUCCUAAACGAGGUGUACCGAGAAGACAAGUUUGGUCCCACAGACAUCAUGUUAGUUCGAAGCUGGGGCUACCUUCGUUGGGGGUUAUUCAAGGAGCACUACGAUGGUGUUGGCGUUGGUGCUCCUGCCUAUGACUCACCCGGUGUAGGUUCUGAAGGGACCCGCUGUUCUCUAAAGAUCAAAGGAGAUGUUGAGAAAGCUGAUGGAACUCCAUGCCAAAGUAAUCCUAACGGUGGUUAUGAUUCCGAUUGCCGCUUCGUUCCUGAUACUAGAGAACAGACUGCGACCGCUUCACUGUUAUUUGGAACCAAGGAUGCUCAUAUACAUUCGAUAGAGGAGUUUUGUAGUGACGAUCAAUCAGAUCCAAAUAACUUACACAAUCCUCUAGCACCAAACUUGAUGAAUAAUAAAUGCAGUGGUGACAGUGCUUGGAAGGUGAUGACAGAGCGAACAAUAGACUUCAAAGCAGGUAUCCAACCUGUCUCAAACACUACUCCAACAUUCGAUGUAAUCCAGCUAUCUACAAUCAGAAGUGUAGUACUUGUGCUUGACAUCAGUGGUAGUAUGGGGGUAAGUUAG